AAUGAGGUUUUUCCACAAGUGGCACUUAUUCUGUCUGUUUGUACCACCCGGUUAGCAAAGUCCCAUGUUUUAAAAGCGCAUUUAGCUAGAGGACAACCGCAUUUCAUUUACCGACUCCUCGCGGCUACACAAGUCAAGCUCCCCGACACAUCUUGAGUCUUGAGUCCUCUUAUCUCGCUUGUUAAGGGCCCGGGGUCUUGACUGGCCAUGGCUGCUAAAACACUAUUGCUGGUAGCGACAAUCGCAGGCUCGUUGACUUUGCACAUCCAUGCAAGAAGCAAGGGCACCCAGCUUCAUCACCAUAUGACGGAAGCAGAACUAAGAAAAUUUUUCAGUGUCGAUUCGAGAAAUAAAGUGCCCGCUUACGAUAUCGUCCAUCCAUUCCUUUCCGAUGAAUCCGGUAACUUCCUUAGCUACAACCUCCGUCCUCACGAGAAAUCUAGGCAGCGGAGAAGUACUGGGCCCGAAGAACCCGACUUUCAUUAUUUCAAGGUUCGAGCAAUGGGGAAAAACCUUCACCUGAAAGUCGCCAAGAGUGACGGCCUCUUGUCCGAGCGAGCACGUGUACACACCGUGCACAAGGAUGGAAGCAAGACCAGCAGCGAUGUACCGAGAGAGGCUGAGUACUACAGUGGUCACGUGACCUCGCACCCAGACUCCAUGGUGGCGCUGAGGAGCGAUGGCGGACUGGCUGGAUUGAUAAGCACACCAGACGACACGUUAUUUAUUCAACCCUUACCUAGCCAUCUUGCAAGGCACUAUGUGCAGAAAGGCCGGGCUCAACCACACGUGGUACACCAAAGAUCGGUCCAUGAUGUCAUGGAAGAGUUUGUCACUGGAGAAACAGUUUCACGCCUGCGUCGAAGUAUAGACGCACCGCUGACCAAACGCACUGGUUACAAGUAUUUGGAAACUCAUAUGAUUGCUGACAAUUUCAUAACUUCCAAAUAUGGCAAUGAGACGACGAAUGUUUUGCUGAUGAUUGCACACGUGACGCGUCAAGUCUUUCUGGGAGGCAGCGCGGGAGAUAUCAAGAUCCACUUAGUGGUGGUCGGGAUAACACUCAACACAGGAGGGCUGGGCUACACUUCCUCUGCUUCUAAGGGAGAUCGGAUAGCUGCGCUCGGGACAUGGAUGGGAACUAACAUUCCUAGUGAGGACAGCAAUUCGGCGCAUGCGGAUGUCGUGGUGCUAGUGACAAAUACAGUUGGAGGUUUAGCAGAAGCCGGCUCUGUGUGUAGCAGCACAGGAAGAGUGCUUGUAGGAGAUACAGGCAUCCAAACAGCAAGUGCCAUGGCGCAUGAGAUUGCUCACGCACUUAACGUCGGUCACGAUGCCGAUACCUCCCGUUCCGAUUGUCUGGACGGACAGUUUCUCAUGUCUGGCACGCUUGGUAGCGGAGUUAAAGCCUUGAGGUUUUCACCAUGCAGCCGUGAAAAACUACAAGAAGUACUCAGUGGAGAUUUGUGUACCGAGCUCGAUGAUGCGCCUGGAAAUAUCGUCCACUACCCUUCUUCCUGGCACGACAAACUUCCUGGACAGAUCUACGACCGGAACAAGCAAUGCCAGAUGCAGUAUGGUAGCGCCUACACGGAGUGCGCACAGAAAAAAAGCUCCUGUGACUCACUAUUCUGCUCCAGUGAUGGGUCCACUUGCCCUUCUACAGUCCUCGCACCCCUUGACGGGACCAGCUGUGGAGAUCGACAGUGGUGCAUUGCGGGCGAAUGUGUCGAUGAUGGACUAUCAGGGCCUAUCAAUGGCGGCUGGUCCAACUGGUCAGCGGACUACUCUACGUGUUCCUACACAUGUGGCGGUGGCGUGCAGUGGAAAACACGGACUUGCACUAAUCCCAAACCCUCAAGAGGCGGCGCAGACUGUGUUGGUUCAAGUAAAGGAGAAUACAGAAUUUGCAAUCCUGAGGCGUGUCCUAGCGGAACAGACACACAGAGGCAACAUCAAUGCAAGUCGGUGAACUCAGCAUACUCUGCGCACUACGAGAACGACGAUCUUUGUCAUCUAUAUUGCGUCGCCGGAUCAGUGCGUUACGAUCAUGGAAUAGCACAGGAUGGUUCUCGCUGCAAAGCAGACACAAAUAUCAAAGACGUUUGUAUUCAAGGAAAGUGCAAGCCUGUCGGAUGUGAUGGCGUCCUUGGGUCCGGGCAGCACGUUGACCGCUGUGGCGUGUGUAAUGGAGAUAGUUCCACGUGUUCGGUCGUCACUGGCUCAUACACACAAUCGUGUACAAGCUGGGGGCCCUUUCCCGGUUGUCACAUGUUUGAUCUUCCCGCUGGGGCUACAAAGGUGCGCGUGGCAAAGAGCAACGUGGACGCAAACGUCUUAGGAAUUAAAGACUCUGCUGGUACCUACCUCAUAAAUCUUCCUACAUGGAGUACUACCGUCCAAGCAGCUGGUACGAAGGUCAUCUACAGACACGAGGACCACUACUAUCAAGAUACUAUAGAUAUUCCUGGACCGACAAACGCUCAACUAGGACUAUUCAUGGUGAGUGUAACUGGUUCAAGCCAGCCGGUCAAUUGGAAGUACUUCAUUGCGGGAAAGACGAGUGUCAGUAGCAGCGAUGUUCAGUGGAAGAUUGGCAGCUGGAGCGCAUGCUCGAAUGCCUGUGGACCAGGCUCCCAAGAGCGUGACGUGGCGUGCUUGCGCAUAGAUGACGGCACAUACGUCAGAGACAGCGUCUGCGCAGGUGCGAAGCCCGUUACAACGCAAGACUGUGAGACCGCCACGUGUACUGCCAGCUGGUACACGACGGAAUGGAGCCCAUGCUCUGCUACCUGUGGUAAAGGUACUCAGUCCCGCUCGGUCAUCUGCCGCCGUGAGACGUUCACUGGGUCUAUGCAGUACAAGACACUUUCCGAUUCCAACUGUGCCGAAAAUAAACCAACCGUCACCUUGAGCCAGGAGUGUAACAAGGUCAACUGUCCAGCUGAAUGGGUGCCGUCAGCUUGGUCAGCGUGCACGACGACCUGUGCGGGGGGUCAACAGACAAGGACCGUAUCCUGUAAGCAGAAGGACCUGAACGGUGUGUACCAGUCCCUCGCAGAUUUCCAUUGUCAUCAUGACACCAAGCCAUCAGUGCAACAAGUCUGUAACAGCGACAUCCAGUGCUUCCACUUUCUUGGAUGUUUCACUAGCAGUAGUUCUGAACGUCCUCUACCUACGUCGGUCGCAAAUUUCCGAGAUGAAAUUAACUGGAAUGAUAUGAGCGCAACCAUUGCAAAAUGCCAAGCAGCGGUAACGGCUGAACAUCCCACUUGGACCCACUUCGGAAUCGAGUAUUACGGCGAGUGCUGGUCAGGCGACUCGUCAAGUAAUUAUUCAAUGCACGGCCAGGUCGAGUGCACUUCCCAGAAUUCGUACCAAGGGACGGGAGCUGGAGGCGUGCUUGCUGUUUAUCAGAUAAACAGUUCCUCUUAAGAUUGCGAUCAUGAAGAGCAUAAACAAGCCACUGGUUGGAACAUCAAUAAAUAAAAUAUUCAUAAGAUUUGUUGUAAGCAAUUUGAGUACAAUUUUACAGAGUUAAACGAUAGCAAUUAAUAUAGAUCAAUAAAAGGGUGUCGUUGAAA
Nematostella vectensis (starlet sea anemone) is the source of this 3584-nucleotide messenger RNA. RefSeq names its product A disintegrin and metalloproteinase with thrombospondin motifs 16. The transcript is spliced from 26 exons. The record is from RefSeq and is a predicted model, not a curated record. Gene Ontology annotation, cellular component: extracellular matrix; membrane. Gene Ontology annotation, biological process: proteolysis; extracellular matrix organization. Gene Ontology annotation, molecular function: metalloendopeptidase activity. NCBI's taxonomy places the organism in Eukaryota, Metazoa, Cnidaria, Anthozoa, Actiniaria, Edwardsiidae. Bases 208 to 3435 code for a protein of 1075 amino acids.